This is a messenger RNA of Amphimedon queenslandica, 549 nucleotides long. RefSeq names its product kelch domain-containing protein 3-like. The transcript has 2 exons. NCBI's taxonomy places the organism in Eukaryota, Metazoa, Porifera, Demospongiae, Haplosclerida, Niphatidae. The record is from RefSeq and is a predicted model, not a curated record. The coding region runs from base 1 to 549 and encodes 182 amino acids. Gene Ontology annotation, molecular function: protein binding.
AUGUCAGGUACUUAUAAAUUCAAAGGGAGGUCUGGACACUCAGCUCCAGUAAUAGGAGGCUCACUCUACCUGUGGGGAGGGACCCAGCCUGAUUUACCUCUAGUGCAUGAUUCACCUGAAAAGAGGAAAGUGACCUCAACAGUUGAGACAUUUUCCUUUUCAUCAGCUCGCUGGUCCUCUCACCUAACAAGAGGCACUCCUCCUUUAGGAGUCAGUGGCUACUCCUGUACCACCUUUCGUUCUAAUAUUUAUUAUUUUGCUGGUAGCUGUGGUCAUUAUGAAUGUUUCCACAACAGUUUAAAUGUACUAAAUACACUGACCAUGAGCUGGACUCAAUUGCAUCCUACUGAUGAAUCCAGGAUGAAGAAAGGCCAUGCUGAAAUGCUAUCACUCAAGUUUGAUGGAACUGACUAUCUUUUUAUUGUCGGAGGAAUGGGUCCUGCACCAGCUGUCAAACAUCCUCAGUUUCAAUAUGAGCAAUUUAAGAGAGGACGUGUUAUUACUAAUGAACAGUUACUGUAUAAUUUAUCUGAUGGUGAGUUCAAAUGA